Xiphias gladius (swordfish) is the source of this 5305-nucleotide messenger RNA. It is a transcript of the gene ddx6, whose product is annotated as DEAD (Asp-Glu-Ala-Asp) box helicase 6. NCBI's taxonomy places the organism in Eukaryota, Metazoa, Chordata, Actinopteri, Istiophoriformes, Xiphiidae. The record is from RefSeq and is a predicted model, not a curated record. Gene Ontology annotation, cellular component: cytoplasmic stress granule; P-body. Gene Ontology annotation, molecular function: ATP binding; mRNA binding; RNA helicase activity. The transcript has 14 exons. Gene Ontology annotation, biological process: P-body assembly; cytoplasmic stress granule assembly. Bases 553 to 2001 code for a protein of 482 amino acids.
UACGAGUGGAAGCCAUCUUGGACGGUUGGUUGACAAGAGUCUUUCGCAGUCAGCUAAAAAUUGAUUACACCUUUCAAACACCACAUAGGGAACCGGUUAUUUCAGUUAUCCGAGGGUUGGAAAAACCUGAGUAAGGACGCGGCGGCUCAGUUAAGCUAAAUAAGAUGGCUAGCUGAACAGCCGGCCAACACUUGAAAGCUAGUUAAGAACCUCCUGGUGUGUGGUUUUCCAGAUAACAUUGGCAGAUUACAUCUACGCGAAGCCCUACUUUGCAUAAAGGAAUCUAUGCUUAGGAGUCUUCAAAAAAUUGAAAAAAGGAUUUUUUUUUUUUUUUUUUUUUUCUCCUUGACACCUGAUGUCAGAGAAACAAUAUUGUCGAAGAACCUGCUGAGACAGAAGAUUUGGACACUUAACAUUUAGAUAAUUAUUAAGGUCUCAAGAGGGAAGGACAAUCUUAAGCUUUGAGUGGUCCCGGCAGAGUGGACUCACUUCAUCCAGAGACUGUUAAUAGGUUUCAUUGAUAUUGGAACAGAAAAGUUUAGCUAAGUAAACAUGAGUACCGCCAGGACAGAGAACCCAGUCAUUUUGGGCUUGUCUAAUCAGAAUGGACAGCUCAGAGGCUCAGUGAAGCCUGCUGGAGCACCAGGUGGGGGCGGAGGAGGCCCUCAGCAACAGCAUCUUAACCAGAUGAAAGGCACAAUCAACAAUGGUAAUUCCCAGCCAGUCCCUACAACUAACGCUGUCAUCAAGCCUGGAGAUGACUGGAAGAAAAAUUUGAAAUUACCCCCAAAGGACAUGAGGAUGAAAACUUCGGAUGUGACUGCAACAAAAGGCAAUGAGUUUGAAGAUUAUUGCCUAAAGAGGGAGCUGCUUAUGGGAAUCUUUGAGAUGGGCUGGGAAAAGCCAUCUCCAAUCCAGGAGGAAAGCAUUCCCAUUGCACUGUCAGGAAGGGAUAUUUUGGCCAGAGCCAAGAAUGGCACGGGAAAGAGUGGAGCCUACCUCAUUCCCUUACUUGAACGCAUUGACCUGAAGAAGGACUGCAUACAAGCUUUGGUCAUAGUGCCCACCAGAGAACUGGCGCUGCAAGUAAGCCAAAUAUGUAUCCAGGUCAGCAAACACAUGGGUGGAGUGAAGGUAAUGGCAACUACAGGUGGUACCAACCUACGUGAUGACAUCAUGAGACUCGAUGAAACAGUACAUGUGGUCAUUGCCACUCCAGGCAGGAUUUUAGACCUCAUCAAGAAAGGAGUGGCCAAAGUCAAUCAAGUGCAGAUGAUUGUUCUGGAUGAAGCUGACAAACUCCUGUCUCAAGAUUUUGUGGUCAUGAUGGAGGAGAUACUGGGCUUCCUGCCCAAACAGAGGCAGAUUCUGCUUUAUUCUGCAACCUUCCCUCUCAGCGUGCAGAAGUUUAUGAAUUCCCACUUGCAGAAACCCUAUGAGAUCAACCUAAUGGAGGAGCUUACACUGAAGGGUGUGACUCAGUAUUACGCCUAUGUAACUGAAAGGCAAAAAGUGCAUUGCCUUAACACCUUGUUCUCCAGGCUCCAGAUCAACCAGUCUAUAAUCUUCUGCAACUCCUCUCAGAGAGUGGAGCUCCUUGCCAAGAAGAUCUCCCAGCUUGGUUAUUCAUGUUUCUACAUUCAUGCCAAGAUGAGACAGGAGCAUCGCAACCGUGUGUUCCACGACUUCAGAAACGGCCUGUGUCGGAAUCUUGUCUGCACUGACCUCUUCACAAGAGGAAUUGACAUUCAAGCUGUGAAUGUUGUGAUCAAUUUUGACUUUCCCAAGCUGGGAGAAACAUACCUUCAUCGCAUUGGUAGAUCUGGCCGCUUUGGACACUUGGGUCUAGCCAUCAACCUGAUCACUUAUGAUGAUCGCUUCAACCUGAAAGGGAUUGAGGAGCAGCUUGGAACAGAGAUCAAGCCCAUCCCUGGCAUCAUUGACAAGAGCCUCUAUGUGGCGGAGUACCACAGUGAGAGUGGCGAAGAAGUCAAGCCAUGAGCCAAUCAGUCCAUCCUCCAUUCCCCUUUGUAUCUUUUUUUCAUCCCCCACCCCCCACCUCCCGUCUUGGAGUUUUUGUUUGUUUGUUUGUUUUUUUAUUUUAUUUUAUUUUUUUUUUUUAAAUGUACAGUUUCUGUCUGUCUUCCUUUUUUGGAUGCCACCAUAAGGAAUGUGUAUUUUGAUGGACGCGUUUUGGAAGAACUCAUUUGCCUUUUUAUAGGGCUCUGUGCUGCACCACCACAUCUGAAGACAUAAGCACCGGGAGGAAAGUGCGGGACCAAGUUGAAAAUAUCAAUGCACAUUGUGACGAUUCAUAUCCACCAAUGACACAAAGCCAGCACCAACAGACCCCUAUAUGACACCCUCCAUUCUCCACUUAUUAUUUUGGAAGUUUUAACCAAUUUGUAUCAAGUGCCUUAACAAGCAGUUCAAGUCGUUUUAAAGUAAUAACCCUUUGUUUUCCUCCAUCUUGCUCACGUCAUACCACACGCUCACGUCACCUAAUUGAAAAGUUGUUACACUAAUUUAAUGUUGACCACGCAGGUGAAUGCAUUACUGUUUUUGGUUGGGUCAUCCGUUUGCAAAGAAUGGAGAUAAUUAGAAGGGAGGCUGGUCUGAAUGAUGUUGCUGGCUUAACUGCAGUUGAGUCUGGCUGAUAAAUGAGGACAAACUUGGAUUUUCCAUGGACAGAGAUGCUGGAUUUUUUUCCAAGAGACAGCCAGACUGUCCAGUUGCUUGUGAAGAAGCUUGUGCUUCUAAAAGACCCAGACCCUUUCCUCUGUCUUCAGCAUCAGAACACUACAAAUGAAUAAGCAGCCUCUCAACAGCAUGAGUCAUGAGGAUUCCUGGUUUGGUGGAGUUUAAUUGGAGGGAACGCUUUUUUUCUUUUUUGUCCUGUGUUUCACCUUCCUAUGGAUGGCCAUACUUUAUUCUGCAAGACGUACAGCAGACGUGGGGUGCACCAUACACCUUGUGUAUAUACCUUCAUUUUAAGAUUGUUUUAAACAAGUUCAAAAGGCUGGCUGACAAACUGCAAAGCUUUUUUUUUUUUUUUUUUUUUUUUUUUCCUCCUCCUCUCUUGUUAGCACUGGAGACUGUUUCCUUAACUGCCAGUUUGUUUGAUCUGCAAUAUUGGCCUGUGACUUUAUUUAUAAUUUUAAAAAGUGCAGAAUUUAUUAGAAUCUAAAACAUUUAAAUGACCUUGUGCAUGAAAUGUUUUUGGAGGCAGAGUUCAUCGCUUAUAAUCUUUUAGCCCCUCCAAAUUUGAUGGCGAGUGCAAUUCUUCAAAGCUGCACUUAAACUGAGAUUGUUGAAACUGUUGCCCUCAUUCUCCUGCUACCAGUGUUAACAAGUGUUCAGUCAAGACAGAUGGCUUUGUUAAGCCUUGUGCAUUUGAGUAAUGAAUUCUUUGUUGUCACCAGCCUUAACUUGUGAAACUGACUCUUGAGACACACUCUAAGAUCUCCAGUUAUAGUGAGUGUUGUUGUUGGAAGAGAAAAUAUUAUUCUAUCAUGUAGUAGUACCACUCGCUGCAGUGCAGCUGAAUUGGCAGAGAAUUAGUUUUUUGAGGGGAGGUAUUAGCUGUUACGUUGAUCUGUGCUCUUUAAGCACAGCUACAUCACAAAUGUUGGGUAGAAUGCUGUGGUUUUAUUCCCCCCCCCCCUUUUUUUUUUCCUUUUUUUUUUUUUUGAAUGUCGGCCAAAUGCAUCAAAAUGAACCAUCUGACCUAAAAUGUAGCAGGAAUUCAUUCUCUCUGCAUUGCAAGUUAGCUGGCUUUCCUAAAACCGGCUAACAAAAGAUGCUUUGCUUAAAAACAACCUGAGCAGGUUUUGCCGCACUUAACACACAGAGAUGGGUUCAGGCAAUAACACUGACUGCACUGCUUUUUGUACACUCGUUGAUGCCCAAAGGUGAGAAAGUGUAUGUUGGUGCAGAACAUAAACACAAUUGGCAUGGAGGGGGAAUGGUCAUGAAGGAUUACAAAAUUACUGUUAGUCGGACUGCUUGUUUAAAAAAAAAAAACAAAAAAACUUGGGCACUCAGACUGCUAAGUUUAUGGCUUAUUUUUCUGCCCUCUGUUGCUUUGAUAUUUUGGGUUUGGGUUAGAUAUUUUGGGUUAACUUUCUGCAUUUAUAUGCAGCAUGACAGCCUUAAUUUGCAUUACGGUUCUCUGACCAUUUUUGUUCAGCCAGAAUCUUUUUGCAAAGGAGGUUCCCUUUAUUAUGGUGAGAUGCUCUUUUGACUGUUCUAAUCAAUGAGAAGUGUUAGUGCACAUUUAAUUUAAGCUCCUUUUUAAAAGUGUGACAAUGAUGAUUAGUUAAAGAUAACCCUUUUAUUUCUCAUUGGUUAGAAUGGGAUCCCUGUUCUCUUAAUUCUGUUGCUCUCCCUGAAAUACAUGCACAUUGAAUUUGGCUGUUCUGAAUUUACUUUAUUUUUUUAUUUUUUGGGUGGGAGGGCUCUGUUAGAUUAAAAAUAUCCAAAUUAAUUACGCAUUAGUUGAGUGAACAGGGAUCUAAUUGUGCAGGCGCUUGGCAGCUGUCUGUGUUUUUUUUGUCAGCCCACUGGUAGUAAUUGCCACAGCAAAUGCUCUCAAGGCUAAAAUCAACGAUCCUUCAAGACUUGGUGUGUUUACCAUUGAUGGGAUGCUGCUUUACUGCCAGUGGCUGUCAUCUUGAGAACCUUAAUGACUGAGACAAGAGCAUCUUGCCCAAGAUUGGGUGACUAAUUGGAUAGUUUGUGUAACCAAAUUGUCUCAUUCUUUAAGGUCUUUUUAAAAUUGUGGGGUGGUUAAAUUAGUGCACUUGCUGCCCUGAUGCAUGUGUUCAUCCUCUCUUGAUAGCUGUGACACAUUUCCGAUAACACAGCUUUUGUGUACGAAUUGGCCAUUCCGUCACUAAUCUGUUGAGGAGGAUAUGAGAGUAGUCCUUCAGGGAUUUCUUUCAAAACGGAUGCAUCAGUAAAAAUAACAUGGGGAGGGGGGCGCUGCCUUUGGGCAUUACAAAAACAGGAUAACAUGAUCCAAUGAUCCAAAGUUAUGAAAAUGGGUAUAAAAAGGUUUGAAAUAGUUGCCCUUAGAUUUGGAUUCGAUUCGUUUUUUCUUUUUCUUUCAAAUGAAAUGUUCAAUUGGAGUACAACUUAUUUAAAAAGUAUCCAAAUUUAAGUGAAGAAUUUAAAGUGAGUUUUUUUUUUUUUUUUUUUUUUAAAUUGGAAAUUUUGGUCAUUGUCCUUAUUCAGUGAAGCUAAUUUUACAAUGGACUUAAGUUUAAAGGAUGUCAUGAAUAUUAUUGGGGAUGUUUUGUUGAAA